Molecule: messenger RNA, 3039 nt
Organism: Lotus japonicus
Lineage: Eukaryota; Viridiplantae; Streptophyta; Magnoliopsida; Fabales; Fabaceae
Exons: 4
Coding region: 1427-2407 (326 amino acids)
Source: RefSeq, a predicted model, not a curated record
UCUCUCUCUCAUUUCACUUUUUCAUUUUUCUUCCUUCUUCUGCAGACCCAUUCUCUACUUCUUCUUCUAUAUAUGUUAUGCCAGUCCUGAUAUAUACACACCUUCUACAGUAAACCUCUCCAUUUCCACCUUGUCCACGUAAGCAUCUGUUGAGCAUUUUCCAUGUCAGCUUACAGGUUGGAUGAGAGAGGUAAAAUCAAGUUGGAUGAGAGAGAUUGGAAAAUUGAAAGGGGGCAAACGAAAUUUUGCUUGCAGCCUCUCUCUCAUUAGACAGCAGCCUCUCUCUCAUCUUCACCUCUAGGGUUUUCUUGCUCACCCACCGUCUCCCCCACCAUUUUGCUCAGCCACCGUCGCCCCCAAUAAAGCAAGUCCCCUCCGCUCGGAUCGGUCUUCCACGUUGUCGCUGGGUUCGGUCCUCCCUCGUCCCAUCCGCGGCUCGCCCUCACUCUCUCUUUCCCUAGUUCAGAACCACCCUUUCUCCCCCUUGAGAAACAAGGUAUGAUGGUGCUUGUUAUUGUAUCUAUUUCCAAUCAAAAUCAACGUCUGGGCCUGAUUAUUUUCCCCCAAAUGCAUGUAUUUGUUGAGAAAUUUGAUUUUGGUGGAUUGAUAUGGGUUUAGAGAACCUCCCCUGAAUAAUUAUGAUAUGGGUUUAGAGAACCUCCCCUGAAUAAAUUUUCUGUUGUAUUGAAUUAGUUUCAUUUGGGUGAUGUAAAAUUUUCUUUUUAUUUCUUGUGGGUAUUUUUCUUUGGGUGAAUUAGCUGGAUUGAUUUAGUUGUAUUGAUAUGGGUUUAGAGAACCUCCCCUGCACAUUUGGGUGCUGUUUUUUUUUUGUACCCAUGGAUUUGAACAUUCCUCAUUACUUUCUGGAUCAAUAAGUUUGUGUACAUGAUAUCCAUGCGCAUCUAUCACAUGUUCUGAUAGAGCUGCUACUGUAUCUAGGCCAGAGAAACCUCCUAUCAAGCAUGUAUAUGUGAGGCACCAAGCUGGCACUAGUGAGGUUAACUAACUGUAGUUGACAGUUAGUGUUAAAUAAAAGAGGAUUAACUAACUGCAGUUAAUGGUUAGGGUUAGGAUAUACUAUAAAUUGGAGGAUUAACUUAACUCCUCAGUUAGCAUUCUUCUGGUAGAUAGAAAUUGGUUAGAACUGAUUGUGGAAUCAGUUAGGGGUUUCCUUCCUUCCAGAAGUUUCUUGUUCAUUCUCUGUUUUCAGUUUCUCUCAAACUAGAAUCUCCAUUGUUACUGGUUGAGAGCUUUGAGUCUAUUGUAUAGUGAUUUUGUGUGAAAUUGCAUUACCAGUUCUAACAUGUUCUGUGUCCAUUAAGAGGCACUGAUUUUGAUUCCGCUUGUAAAAUGCUCCUAGUAUUUUCUUCAGAAACCAUGUUUGGCACAUGUGCUUUCUGAGAUUCCUUAUGGUGAAGACUCAUACAUGUCUCAAUUUGCUGUUGUUCCUCCUCCCACACCAAGCCCAGCUGCAUCCACUCACCCAUUUAUGCAAAAUAUGGUACGUUUUAGGCACACUUGUAAGACAAAGUGGCUUGUUAAGGUGAAUAAGCAUCUAACAGAUGCCCAAAGGUCUCGAAUUCAGAGAACCCCGUUUCACUCAUUAAUGGAAAUGCCCGAAAAAUUACGUACCAAUUGCAUAUUGUUGUCUAACUUAGAGAGUCGGUGGGAGGAGAACCGUUUCGGUUUUAAAAUACAAGAUAAUGUAGUGCCUUUUACUCCACUAGAUGUAUGUUUCUCACUAGGAUUGCGUCUAGUUGGACUAAAUGUGAAUUACAAUGGAGAUGAAGAUGCUGAAUGCCAUACCAAAGGUUUAUUUAAGGGGGAAGAAAUAACAGUUAAGACAAUAGUUAAGCAACUAAGGAGGCAUAAAAGUGAUGACAAGGUUGAUGACUUUUGUAGGCUAUAUAUCCUUCUUGUGUUUGCAACGUUUUAUUUCCCGCAGAGUUCAACCAGUUGUUUGUUGCGAAUGUUAGAUAAUCUAAAUUCAUUGCAAGAAUAUAGUUGGGGUGUUGCUGUUUAUGAUACCUUGGUUCUAAGCUUGAGUCGUUGUGCAAAAUGCUUGAAUAAGUCAAAGAAUAAAUCAGUUGUCAGGAUAACCGGUUGUGCAGCCAUAUUACAGAUUUGGGCUUUGGAGCACAUGUUCUUGCGUGGAAGACCUAUAUGUACUGGUACCAUACGGUCAUUUCCGCGAUUUUUACGUUGGCAAAAUGUUGCAAUGCGCAAGGAUAAAAUACUGAAAGCAUUUGAAGACAAUCGUGUACUUGAGAAGUUGGCUGCCACAAGUGAAGAGCUACAGUAUGAUGUUGUGAUGGAAGCAAUGCAAAAGGCACCAAGCGGGUUUCCCCAUAGGCACAAGCUGAAUUUUUAUGCGGAGAGAGAGAGACAUGUAAACAUCAGGUCAUAGUUGCACACAAGGAGAUUAAGGAAAUGAUAUCUUUUAUUCAAAAUGAUUUCAUGAUGAUUAAGCAAGUUCUUCAACCAACGGUUGAGUCAAGCCCACAAACUAUUAAUUACACAUGUGAGGAUGAAGCAAACACAUGGUGUGACGAUAAUCGUAGUUCGGCCAAAGAUCAUGAUGAAUGCCACAUUGAGGAACAAAAUCUGCAAGUAAUAUCCAACAUAUACACACGUCUUAAGGAUGAACCAAGAAAGCGCAUAGAAAGUGCAGUAACUAGAUCACCUUGGACUACAUAUCAGAGGAGACGCAACAAGGGCAAGGAGGUUAAAGCUGGAAACUUGUAACGGUUUUUGUUAAGUUCUUUAUUGAAGAGAAUGUUUUAAGUAGAAAAUCUUUGUUAAUUAAUGGGGUAACUUUGAUGUACUAUGUAGAUGCACCAUCUAUGGUGGUUUUGUUAUGUCCAUUGAGAAUAGGAGUCCUAAUCCUAUUCAUGUGUUUUAGACAUAUAUUUGUAGCCUUUAUUAAGAGCAACUACCCGCAAAGUCAAACAUUACUACCCAAGUAUAUGUAAUUGAUACUUUGUUAUGUGCCACUGAGAUUACAGGCUCUUAAUCUACUUCAAGAUUACAGGCUCUUAA